Molecule: messenger RNA, 597 nt
Organism: Chaetomium globosum CBS 148.51
Lineage: Eukaryota; Fungi; Ascomycota; Sordariomycetes; Sordariales; Chaetomiaceae
Exons: 2
Coding region: 1-597 (198 amino acids)
Biological process (GO): U6 snRNA 3'-end processing
Molecular function (GO): nuclease activity
Source: RefSeq, a predicted model, not a curated record
AUGGGCCGAUGCGCGUACAAAGACGGGCGCGGGCGAAUGCGAGAGUGCGGCCCAAAUCUGUCUGAAUGUGGUGGUGGGGGUGGGCAGGCGGUGUUUGGGUUGAGGGGGAGUGGGGUGGUGGAGUGGCAUCGGACGGGGGAGAGCGGGCGGUCAUUUUUGGUGUUGAGGGUGGAGAGUUUGUUGAGGAGGAAGGGGUUGGAGGGUGGUGGUGGUGAUGAGGAUGCUGGUGCUGGUGAUAACCCAAACCCCGAGUUGACGGGGUUGCUGCGCCGGUGCAAUGCCGUGGUGAAGCGGUACGGGCAGCCGGGGCUCUACGAGUGGGCCGAGGCCGAGGAUGGGCGGGCCAACGGCGGGAGACGGGUCGGCGAGGCGUUUCAUGUGUCGAUUGCGUGGUCGUUUGCCGAGCCUAGGUACGAGCUGGUGAGGGCGACGGAGCGGGUGUUUGGUGGGCGGGAUAUACAACAGAAGCUUCGGGAAGUGCAGAUUCCCGUCGAGGCCAUCAAGGUCAAGAUCGGGAAUGGGAUCACAAACGUGGCCCUUCGGCGGCCGGGGGCGAGAGCGGGCAGAGAGGGAGCAAGAAACUUGCUUGGGCUAUGA